ACCCUUUAAUAUUAUUUUACAGAUAUCAAAUGGAGGAACUGGAAUUGUUAAUUAAUAACUUUGAUAUCACUAAAUUUGAUAUUAAAACAGAUCACUGGGUACAUGUAGUUCACAUUAUAAAUCCUCAUAAUUUUUAUGUUCGUCCCACCAAAUAUAAUGCAUUUAUUCAAAAGUUAGAAUUAAUUAAACCAACAAUUAAACCAAGCUCUGUAAGUGAACAUGAUUUUGUAAUUUAUAAUAUGGACCAGAAAGGUCAAGAAGCAAAAUAUGCCAGAGGAAAAAUAUUCAAUGGAAGUAAUGAAAAUUGUGACAAAUUUAACAUAUUUGCACUUGACUAUGGAUACUUUCACAGGUCAGUCCCAAAAGAACAUUUAUGGCAAUGUAAUCAAAAUUUGUCCAAAAUUCCACCUUUAGCAUUAUUCUGUCAACUUGCAAAUUGUGCUGCAUUAGGUGGUAAUGAUUGGUCCGAAGAAUCUAUAGAUGCAUUCAAAUAUUAUGUUAAAAAUGAAAGGGCCAGAAUGAUCAUAAUAGACAAGACAUUUGAUAAGCUUGUUGUAGAGUUGAUAAAUUCUAAUCCCAGUGACAUUGCUACUUUGAUGGCUUUGACUGGAUAUUCCACUUUGGGCUAUGUUCAUAAUGCUAUUAGUAGGAUGCCUACAAUAGUUCCAGAAAAAUUAUAUUUCAAAUUUAAAAAUAUUAAUAUCAAUGAAAUGUUACAUGUAAGAGUACAAAGUGGUAGAUCACUUAAUGCGUUUUAUGUGGCUGAAGUAAAUGAUUACCAAAAUUAUAUAACAGAAUAUGAUACAAUAACAUAUUACACAAAAAAAGAACCUAAACUUAUAAAAGAAAAAUUCAAAUUGAAUACACCUAUGUGUAUUAAAAAUGAUUUAGGUAAAUAUGAAAGGGCAAUAAUUAAAGACAUUAUUGUUCCUGAAACAAAAGCUAUAGUUAAACUUGUAGACUGGGGAAAAGAAGAACAAGGACAUAUAGCAAAUAUGAAACAAAUACCUCAACAAUACUUAAAAUUACCUGUUGUAGCUAUUUAUUGCUCAGCUGAAGAAAAACAAGUAUGGGACAAUUCCCUGUAUCGCUUUUUGUGCCCUGGGUUUGAAUUUCUUAUUCAAAUUAAACAGCUGGGGAAAGGGUUUGAAUCUCCAAAUAUAGUUAAAAUAAUACCAUUACAUGGCACUUCAUAA
Molecule: messenger RNA, 1196 nt
Organism: Vanessa tameamea
Lineage: Eukaryota; Metazoa; Arthropoda; Insecta; Lepidoptera; Nymphalidae
Exons: 1
Coding region: 30-1196 (388 amino acids)
Source: RefSeq, a predicted model, not a curated record